UAUUUGACAAAAUCGUAAUCAAAUCAAACAGAAAUUCAUUCGUUGUGAAAUACAGACGUGUAUCGUGUAAUCGUGAAAGAUAAAACAUUUAGUUAAUUUUUCAAUUCAUAUAGUUUUCAAAGAAAAUACAACUCGGAACAAACAAAAUGGACGCCCUAGCGGAUAUCCUGCAGCCCCACAAGGAACUGAUCGGCUCCAUAGCAGCGAUCGUGACCAUCGGUCAGAUGUUCUCUGGCAGCUUCAUGUGCUGGGACAUCUACAAGCAGGGGAGCACAAGAGGCGUUACUAUCAUGCCGUUCAUCGGUGGUGUGGUGAUGAGCAUCCUCAAUUUGAAGUAUGGGUACAUCCUACGUGACGACACAAUGAUCCUGGUUAACCUGGUUGGCCUGGCUCUCAAUAUCAUCUACGUGAUGAUAUACUUCCAGUACACUUCGGAGAAGGUUAAAGUAUGGGCGCAGAUGGGCCUGGCGGGUGCAUUAUCUGCUGCAUUGAUUGGAUACGCACAGAUGGAAGAUCCGAAACUAGUGGAAAAUAGAUUCGGGUUGAUUAUUACGGCGCUGAUGUUUUAUUUGAUAGCUUCGCCCCUAUUUAACUUGAGUGAAAUAAUCAAGAAUAAAAGUACGGAAGGCAUGCCGUUCCCCAUCAUUCUUUCGGGUACUGUUGUCACCUUUAUGUGGCUGCUCUAUGGGAUCACGCUGCGCAAUUCAUUUAUUGUGAUUCAAAACAUCGUCGCAUUUGUCCUGUGUGCAGUGCAGCUGUCGCUAUUUGUGAUCUACCCUUCAAAACCCAAAGAAAAGUCAAAGGCCAAAAAAGCAAAGAAAAUUGACUAAAUUGUAACUCGAAUAUUAACCACAAUGAUGCCUCACUAGUGUGUAGAUAACUACGAACUGUGAAAAACAUACAGUAAUCAUGGUAUUUAUUUUUAAAAGAAUAGUGUAUUUUUUGGCCAUUGUACUAAUCGAUUCCGAUAUUUUAUUGUACAAAGUAACAAAUAGACGCUACAAAUUAGCAGUUGGUAUAAUUGAUUUUACUAUAAAUUACAACAAAAUUAAAUAAUAAACAAACAGGGCAAGCUAAACAAAUCCGUUUAGAAAUGAAUGGGAUCUCCUAUUAAGACAAUUCCAUUUAGCAUUUUAUAUUUUAAUCUUUAUGUAAAAUUAUUGUGCAGGUAUUGCAUUCAAUAAAUUGUAAUUAAUUUUUAAUUAAAACAUUAAAAAGAACCUGAUUAGUACCCGUAACAGAAGGUACAGUAUUUAAUUUUAGCCUUAUCUGCUAGUUUAUAGCUCAUCCACAUCAAGCGUUAUGGUUGCGAUUAGAUAAUAUUUUUACGGAUGGUUGACUGUUAUGAAAUGAUAAUAUUUUAUUGAGUCGAGAUGUACGUAAUGAAUAGAUUUAAGAUUAAGUGCCCUGUUACCUAUCAACGUAGUAUUUUAAUCGUUUUCAUUUUUUGAUAUUUUAUAAUGCUUAACUAAACAAUUUUUAUUUCCGUAUGCAUUAUUACUUAUAGUUUGUUUAAUUAUCUUAUCAUACGACAUUCCAACUCGAUAGUCAUUAUUGUAACUCGUGUUUAAUCUAAUGUUCAUUUGUUUUUGUUAAAGCAUUAACAUUUUCAUGCUAUGAAUUUCCUUUUUAUUGUAUUAAUCAACAGUUUAUUAUGAUGAUGUAUUUAUUUUAAUCAACCCCUGAGAAAUGCUGUUUGUGAUAAGAUGCAAACGUUGUGAUGACAUUUGUUAAUGAGAAUAUUGUUAAGCUUACCGGUGAAUAAAUUUUUAUAAUGUUUUAUUCUUA
Ostrinia furnacalis (Asian corn borer) is the source of this 1788-nucleotide messenger RNA. RefSeq names its product sugar transporter SWEET1. NCBI's taxonomy places the organism in Eukaryota, Metazoa, Arthropoda, Insecta, Lepidoptera, Crambidae. Gene Ontology annotation, molecular function: sugar transmembrane transporter activity. The transcript has 5 exons. The record is from RefSeq and is a predicted model, not a curated record. Gene Ontology annotation, biological process: carbohydrate transport. The coding region runs from base 147 to 830 and encodes 227 amino acids. Gene Ontology annotation, cellular component: membrane.